Alnus glutinosa is the source of this 1459-nucleotide messenger RNA. Its product is annotated as ankyrin repeat-containing protein BDA1. Gene Ontology annotation, molecular function: protein binding. The transcript is spliced from 2 exons. Lineage: Eukaryota; Viridiplantae; Streptophyta; Magnoliopsida; Fagales; Betulaceae. Bases 27 to 1331 code for a protein of 434 amino acids. The record is from RefSeq and is a predicted model, not a curated record.
UAACUUCGCGUACAUCUUCCACCCUGAUGGAUAGGAGGCUGUUUGAGGCAGCUGAAACAGGGAAUGUCCAACAGUUGCACCAAAUUCUUACAGAAAACCCCCUCAUCCUCCAUUCUGUUGCGAUGGCUUCUGCCGAGAAUCCCUUACAUAUUGCUUGCAUGGCCGGCCACGUUGAGUUUGUCAGGGAGAUCCUACGGUCGAAACCAGACUUUGCAAAAGAAGUGAAUCAAGAUGGUCUUAGCCCCAUGCACGUGGCAUCGGCCAACGGACACUUGGAGAUCGUCAGAGAGCUGCUGAAAGUUGAUGGAAAUCUCUGCCGCUUAGAGGGGAUCAGAGAGAAGAAGACUCCUCUUCAUUACGCAGCUGUUAAAGGAAGGGUUGAGGUAAUAGCUGACAUGCUUUUGGCUUGUCCAGAGUGUGUUGGAGACGUGACUGUGAAUGGGGAGACUGCUUUGCACCUUGCUGUGAAGCACAGCCAGUUUGAAGCAGUCAAAGUUCUGGUAGAAUGGGUCAGGGAGAUGAAGAUCAAGGAUAUCGUGAAUUGCAAGGAUGAGCAAGGGAAUACAGUUCUUCACGUAGCAGCCUGGAAGAAGCAACGCCCGGUGAUAGAGUUGUUGAUUCACAAUGAAGCCGUAAUUGCACUGGAAAUAAAUGCCGUCAACCAGAGCGGUCUAACUGCGCUUGACCUGCUAAAGAUUUUCCCAAGCGAAGCUGGCGAUAGAGAAAUCGAGGAGAUCCUUAGAGGUAGUACUGUAGGAGCCAUUAGCGCAAGAAGAGGCGAUAGUCACAAUAUACACACUACUCCUGCAGCUGCUGCUUCCUUCGCAGCAUCAAGAACCUCUCUUGUGCAACCCAAGAAUUUGGAGGAGUAUUUCAAGUUCAAAAAGGGUCGAGAUUCUCCCAGCAAUGCUCGAAAUUCCCUGCUUGUUAUAUCCGUUCUAGUGGCGACCGCAACGUACCAAGUCGGGUUGAGUCCCCCCGGCGGCGUUUGGCAGGAUGGCGAGUUCAGAGGGCAGUCGAUUAUGGGUUAUAAUAGCGAAGUUACGUUUUUAUUCUUCAUGUUUUUCAACUCUGUUGGGUUUUCUGUGUCUCUUUUCAUGAUCAACAUCCUCACCGCCAAUUUUCCUAUGCAUUCCGAGCUUCAGAUCAGUAUGCUCGCCAUGUUCGCCACCUACAGUAUUGCGGUGGUUACAAUUGCACCCAAUCGCCUAAAGCUCUACGUAACUAUCUUUACUUCAGUUUUGCCUUCAUUGGUACGGCCUGUUGCCAGGGGGGUAAGACAGCUUAUAUGGAAGCAUAGAAAUUCGCGUAUAUCAAGUUCUGGAUGCUAGCACUUAGCUAUAGGGUAUAUAAGUUCGGCCUGACUCGGCUUGGCUCGGCUCGGCUCGGCUCCUUCUGUACACUUGCUCGAAUAUAUAUUCGUAUUUAUUAAUAUAUGUAUAAAAAUAAGUUUUAUAAA